Anthonomus grandis grandis is the source of this 2655-nucleotide messenger RNA. RefSeq names its product ribonucleases P/MRP protein subunit POP1 (gene Pop1). NCBI's taxonomy places the organism in Eukaryota, Metazoa, Arthropoda, Insecta, Coleoptera, Curculionidae. The record is from RefSeq and is a predicted model, not a curated record. The transcript has 10 exons. Gene Ontology annotation, cellular component: ribonuclease MRP complex; nucleolar ribonuclease P complex. The coding region runs from base 221 to 2476 and encodes 751 amino acids. Gene Ontology annotation, biological process: tRNA 5'-leader removal.
AUAAUAUAACCUCAUUAACCUCAUUUUUAUGAUCUCUAAUCUAACAUUUUUAUGAGCGAUUCUGAUCUUGAUUAUUGUUUCCUUGUAUAUACUUAGUUGUUAUUCUCAGUUGUAAAUUAAGAAUAGUUCCUUCUUAACACACAAUCAACUUCUCAAAAAAGUACCUAUAACUUUUUGAAACUUCACUUUCCUAUACUUUUUUGAAAAAAAAAAAACAAAAAUGGAUCAGCAAACCGGCAUACUCUCUAAAAUACCAGAUACCGUGGUACCUCCAUCAAUAACAUUGUCGAAUUUUACUGCUGCUCGGUUAAAAGAAAUACAAGCAAUGAGAAAGAGUUUGAGCGAGAACAGUGGCACCAAGAUGGCCUUUCAAAAAAUUCCCAGGCAUAUGAGAAGGAGGACAAUGUCUCAUGUUGUUAAAAGGCUCCCGAGGAGGAUAAGAGAAAUUCAUAUGAAUCAGAUGAAAAAAUCGGGUUUGCCACCUAAAAGUAAAAGGCCCUCUAGGAAACAUAGAAGGCGCCCAUCUAACUUGCUUAGUGACUAUGUUAGACGGCAAAGAAGAAUUAAAUGGUUAGACACACAUAUUUGGCAUGCAAAAAGGUUUCAUAUGAUUGAAAAGUGGGGAUAUAAAUUACCGAAACAACCUUGUGACAAAUCAUUUAGAGCUUGUUAUAGAGCCACUGCUAAGCAUUGUUUGAUUCAAGAUUUAAGUUAUGUGAAAUGUAUUGAAAUUCGUGGGGUUUAUGAGGAAAUUAUGUCAAAACUUGAAAGGAUUACUGAUAAAACUAUUGGAUUAACUUUUGCUGCUAAAUCUGUUCAUUCUGGUAAAAAAUAUGGACAAAUAACAAUAUUUGAGCCAGCAAAUGCAGGUGAAACAAGAAAGCCAAUUGGUCAAGUAGAUUAUGUCUGGAAUAGCUUGCAAGAAAACUCUGGUAACUUAAGGCAACUAUGGCUCUUUGUUCAUCCAUCUUUUUAUAAAUCUUUGUAUGAACUGUUGAGCAGUUUAUAUGAAGUUUACAAAAUAGAUGAUAUUAGUGACAACAGUGUUGUAUUAAAGGAACUAGAAUAUGAUGUUGGAAGAUUCAGGCUAACUGGCCCACUGUCUACAGCAGUUUUAAAAAACGCUUUUAGGGUGAUUGACUUUAAGGGCACUAAACUUCCAGAAUUUUUAAGCAGUUACCAUCAGGAAGUUUUAUCAAAUCAAAAUGAAGUUUUUACGGAAUUGACUAAUGGUAGUUACAUUCCUCCGAAUACGGUACUUUCGGUGAUAGUGCAUGAUCCUAGGUUAAGUUAUCCCAAAAAGAGAACCAAGGCCUUGCUGGAAGACACCGAUAAUUAUGGAGAUACUGAAUGUUUUCAGGAAAAUUUGGCUAUUAGCCCUUUGUUUGAUGAUAGUGUGAGAAAGUUUUGUAAUGACAACAAGAUAUCUAACGCACACCUUUGUAAAAUUCGAUCACUAUUCUUAAUUCCCGAAGAGGGAUUCUCUAUCAGUUCAUCCGAGGCAAAGAUACCAGUGAUUUUACUUUGGAGAACUGGAAAUAAGUCUGGUGAAAAUCAAGGAUAUUCUCACGGUUGGGAUGUAAUAGUGCCCUCAAGUUACUCGCAAGCAUUUUUUUUGACAUUUAUAAUGUGGGGAGCGCGUGCUGGUGGCCUUAGAGAAACCGAAUCGAUAGCUUUCGAGAGGUCACAAACAGACAUACUUUAUCCCGAUACAGUAGCUGGAGAACAAGAAGAAAAUUCUUUAAGUGAAAAAUUAAGAGAAACAUUUUUCAGGUUACCACCGAAUAAAAGAACCAAUUUUAAUAAGUUUUCCAUUGUUUCUCCUUACUGUUUUAAUUGGAAAUUAUUGAUUAAGGAUUGGUCUGGAAAAGAUUGCCAAUUAUUUUCAGUUAUACGGAACAGAAAUUUAUUAAAUAAUAUUCAGUCUUUCCUCAGUAGAAAACGACAUACAUUGGAUGACUUACCUUCGAAUUGUUUGGUGCCAAUUAAAGUUGUGCCAGUAUUAAGAGGAGUUUGCUCAAAAUUUAGUGUAAUCUGUAUUCCAACUGAAGCAGAUCUUAAAGUAUUGCCAGUGGAACCAAAAAAGACAGACUUGUAUGCGCAGAAAAGAAAAAAACUUAGACUGGAACAUCGAAGUUUGUUGCAGAAGUUGCGUAGAAGAAGGAAAAGAGCCAGAAGCGCUGGAAAGCCAGUUACCCCUACAGAUGUAAAAAUGCUACGUGAAUACCAAACCGAGAUGCGAAGCCUUUGGCUGCCCGAGCCAGAAACGAUAAGGAAUUCCUGUUCUAGGCCCGUCAUGGGUUUUAUAAAACACGGUGGAUUUUCAUAUACUUUAGGACAAUCUAAAGGACUUGGGUAUAUUGCUGCCAAUUCAUUGCAAUCUUUGGGGACUUUAGGUUGCAGAAAUAAAGUACUAAUACGACCUCCAAAUUCCAGAGUGUACAGAUUAGCUAUUAUAAGUGUCGUUGUGGAUUGAGUUGAUUAAGGCUUACAUAAGUACAAAACUAUUAAUUUAUUCUCGCAUCCAACAAUCAAAUUGCCAGAUAUCCCUUAAUAAUCGCACAAUUUGUACAAUAAAUAAGAUUUUGCGCAUACUCUAUUUUAUAAGCCACAAUAUUGUAAAUAAGGUUGUUAAUAAAAUGGCUGAAAUGUUAA